AUGGGAAAUGCAAAUGCAAAAGCCGUGGACGGUAGUGUUCCACCAUUGCCAGAACCGGCUCAGGUUGAGAAACCGAAAUUGAAGCCUUGCUGUGCUUGCCCGGAAACAAAACGAGCGCGGGAUGCUUGUAUUAUUGAAAAUGGAGAAGAAAAUUGCGGCCCGCUGAUAGAAGAACACAAGGCUUGUAUGAGGAAGAUGGGUUUUAACAUAUAA
This is a messenger RNA of Danaus chrysippus (African queen), 213 nucleotides long. The record is from the annotation of a GenBank genome assembly. Lineage: Eukaryota; Metazoa; Arthropoda; Insecta; Lepidoptera; Nymphalidae.